This is a messenger RNA of Plutella xylostella (diamondback moth), 1954 nucleotides long. RefSeq lists its product as uncharacterized. The record is from RefSeq and is a predicted model, not a curated record. Lineage: Eukaryota; Metazoa; Arthropoda; Insecta; Lepidoptera; Plutellidae.
GCAGCGGCGUGGACGCAGUCACACGUAACCUGCCUCUCGUUAUACCCCGGCGCCUCAACACCGACUAAAAUGUAUAAAAUUAUACUAAGUUGUCUUCUAUACUCGGCGCACGCGGCCACCUACCAACAACGUUAUACCACCGGGCAGUACCCAACCUACUCCACCAUCGCCAACCUAUACGAGCAGAACCCUCUCAGAACCGCUAGCUUUUCCAGCAACGACAACUCCGCCUACUCCUCAAGCAGAUACCCGAACUACAACCCUAGUGGAAGCUCUUAUACUACCAGCAGCUAUGGCAGCCGAGACAGUUACAGUAAUCAAAACAGCUACAACCAAGGAGGCUACCAGGGAAGUUACAACGAAGCAGGUUACAACCAAGGAGGUUACAACCAAGGAGGAUAUAGCAGCAACCAAGGAGGAUACAGCAACAACUACAACACCGGCCUCUAUGGUUCAGGCGUGACCGGGCGCUACGGAGAAGGUUACAGCUCUUACGAGAUGCCGUUCAUGAGGAACAUGGGGGGCUACUGCACCAACAGGUCCCCUCAGAACGGGAUCUUCGUGGACUCGCUGAUGGGCAUGUGGUACGGGGUGGAGGUGGUGCAGCACCUGGCCGGGGACUCCUUCGUGGAUACUUCGUACACCUGCAUCGUGAUACAUAUCGCCGAGCCCGCGGAACAGCCUUCUUCCGAGAACCCGGUGUUCCACGUGCAGCACAUCAAGGCGAAGUUCCGGCAGGAGUACCGCCACCUGCGGCUGCUGUGGGACGAGGCGGGCGAGACCACAGAGUAUUCGCUCUACUUCCGGAACGACUCCGCCGGCUACUGGCAGGUUCUCGACGCUCAGAACGGGACCCUGGCCGCCAGAUCCAACUACCAGCAGUUCAGCGGUACCAUCCAGGUGCUGAAAGCCGUCAACGACCACAUGGUGCUGAACUUCUGCCAGGAACCAGUUAACAACAGACCCGCUCAGCUAUACUCUGUUCUCUUCUCGAGGGAGCCUGGUAGGAUGGCCAGAUGGGAGAAGGAAUCUGUGCAUAAUAUGCUACAGAAUAAGAAACUUUCGACAGCGUCCCGGAGACUGGUCUGUGGAAACGGAGGGUCUAGGCCAGCAACGGGCAUAUUGUUUUCGAUACUAACUUGUGUGCUAGCUUGUAUCGUCAGCGUUGCCUCAUAAUAAGUAAGGUCUCAGACUCUGAGUGCCAAGUGGGAGUUUUUCUAACGGUUUCAGCAGUGAACAGUAAAUGCGAAUUUGUAUGAUGGCGACACUCCAACGACAUACCUACGAAUUUGCGUUUGCUUUUCACUGCUCGAACGGUGUAAAAACUCACACCUCUCAAGAUGGUGUCCUUCAGGAAAUUGUUGUUAACCAUGUUCUUUGUAAACUGUUGUCCAAAUAAAAUACUUUGAGACGUGAAUGACGGGACUAAAUUAUGUUUUACAAAGGUAUUUGAUUGAAAAUAUUGUCACGAGCAUUUGACCACAAAUCGUUUAUCUACGGACCACAGUGACCAUGAUCGAUACAAUGCUCAACUGCAGUCUGAGUACACUUUUUCUACUUUUUUUUAAUGCUCUACUGACCUCUAGAACGAACGAAUGCCAUAGUAAUGAUCUCGAUAAUGGCAGCUAUAAAUACAAUCCAGUUUAAUAAAAAAGCUGAAUUAUUCGCUUAAACUAAAUAACUAAUCAUUAAGUAAAAAAAUAACGACUGUUAAAAUAAUACUUACCUACAAUUUUCCAGGAUAAUUUGUAUGAAAGUUCCGUCCUUUCCUGGAAAUUUAGCAACCAUCUAGCUAGUUUUUAGAUAAGUAGGUGUUAGUACCUAUCGAAUAAAUAAUAAAGUAUCAUAUAGGUAAUUUGUUUAUGUAAUACCUAACUAUAGUUACUAGAGAUUUUAAAGUCAUUUUGUUACAUAAUAUUAUAAUAAGAAUUAAAGUAUUUGUUAAUGUUCUGUU